UUAAUUCAGGUUUGAAGCAGUCCGAGAAUCUCUUUCGAAGGCGGAGAGGCCAAGUCUUGGCCGCCAUACAACUUAUAAGUAUCGCCCGCGCUCGCUUUCGUGGGCUCGUGGCCGCUGCCCGCUGCUGUUGCGCUCGGGUGCGGUGGCAGGCGGUGCGUGGUGGUUGCGGGUGCAGCCGCGCGGUGCGUGCUCCGGGAGGGGCGAGGUCGUCGACCGGGGAUGGACGGCGAGAUGGGCGAGGACCUGCUGGCGGAGAUCCUCGUCCGGCUGCCGCCCAAGUCGCUGGCGCGGUUCCAGUGCGUCUCCACCACGUGGCGGGGCCUCAUCGCCGCCGACUACCUCCGCCGGAGGCUGCCGCUCAUCACGUCCGGCGUGCUGUUCCACGACGGCCCGCGGGACGGCGAGGGCGGGAGGCGGGCCUACACGUACGCGCGCGCGGCGUCGGCUUCGGGCGAGGACGGCGGCGGCGUGGCGGAGGCCGACGACAUGUCCUUCUUCCCGUGCCACGCCACGUCCAGCAUCAUCGACGGCUGCAACGGCCUGCUGCUCUACUACGCGUCCUGCCCGGCGGCGUUCCACGUCGUGAACCCGACCACGCGCCGGUGGGCGGCGCUGCCUGAGCCGCGCAGGAAGACGCUGCUCUCCGUGCUCUCCUUCGACCCCUGCGCCUCCCCGCACUACAAGGUGGUCUGCUUCACCGGGUGGCUGCCCCGGGGCGCCUCCGUCGAGGUGUUCGACUCGGAGACCGGCGCGUGGGGCGAGCACGAGCUCGACUUCGGCCUGGAGACCGACGCCAUGUCGGCCACCAUGCACUGCUUCGCCGGCGCCGUGCACGUGCUGGCAUACUCGGGCCACGUCGUCCGCAUCGACCUCGGCACCAUGGCGUGCGCGGUCACCGCGCUCCCGGCGCCCGUGAGCUACCGGGCGCGCGCGGGCCACUGCCGCGGCCGGCUCCGGUACGCGUCCAGCGACGGCUCGCGCCUCACGCUGUGGGAGCUGGUGGACGCGGGCAAGUCCGAGUGGGUGGCGAAGCACGAGCUGGGGGUCGUCGACCUCGUCUCCGGCGGCUCGUGCCACCCCGCUACCGCGACCUUCGUGUUCAUGGCGUUCCACCCGGAGAGGGAGGUCGUGUACCUGUGGACGCCGUCGAAGCUCAUCGCGUUCAACAUGGAGCAGAUGCGCGUCGAGGAGGAGUGCGUGUUCGGGUCCGGGAAAGAAGACGCGCAGCUCAUACAAAUCUGGCUGUUUCCCUUCUCGCGCCAUUUGGCCAGCUGCUUGGCCUGAGUGGCGAUACCGCACGCCACACUCAGCAGCUGAGGAUGUGAUCGCCUCCAAGAAUGUGAGUCCGUUUACUAGUCUACAGAAAUGUAGUUGCGUCCAACACUGCACAAAAAAGAUAUGUAGCAAAGUCCAAAUGUGGGAUGCACGAUACGAUUAUCGUUUUCUAUAUUUGAUUGAUGCAGUGCUUGUUUAGUAGGGCAAUCUAUUUGCAUUCUGUAAUAACGGUCUUGUUCAAUUACUUGCCUAUUUGAUAUACUAUAUUCAAUUUCUUACACUA
Molecule: messenger RNA, 1558 nt
Organism: Triticum urartu
Lineage: Eukaryota; Viridiplantae; Streptophyta; Magnoliopsida; Poales; Poaceae
Product: putative F-box protein At1g47790
Molecular function (GO): protein binding
Source: RefSeq, a predicted model, not a curated record